AUGACACGACCUUGGAAGCACCACGUGGUCCCGACUCUGAAUGAUCCAGCCGAGGGACACGUUAGAUGUGGAAGUGAAUACCGCCUGAAGGGCCGUUUCCAAGAGAGAGUUGGCCAGAGACUUGUCACCAUUUUCGAUGCAAAUGGUAUCGAUCUAAGCUUCGAUUCGCUGGCUCGACACUCCGCGUCCUCAAGCGCCAAAGAAACGUGCUGGGGGAAGGCUUGA
Penicillium mononematosum is the source of this 225-nucleotide messenger RNA. RefSeq lists its product as uncharacterized. The coding region runs from base 1 to 225 and encodes 74 amino acids. The record is from RefSeq and is a predicted model, not a curated record. Lineage: Eukaryota; Fungi; Ascomycota; Eurotiomycetes; Eurotiales; Aspergillaceae. The transcript has a single exon.